Sungouiella intermedia is the source of this 774-nucleotide messenger RNA. Lineage: Eukaryota; Fungi; Ascomycota; Pichiomycetes; Serinales; Metschnikowiaceae. The record is from the annotation of a GenBank genome assembly.
AUGUCGAAUUACGAAGCAGGAAAGUUAUAUGAAGCAGUCAUCGACGAAGUGAUCACUGAUUCUAGACAAGACUUUGAGGAUAGUGGUAUAGAUGAGUCAACGCUACAAGAGUUGAAAAGGCUUUGGUGUGAAAAACUAAGCCAUGCUAAAGUAUGCAACUUUGCUUGGGAUGAAGAAGACCAGGACUUGCAUGUCCAACAGACAAUACUAGGAGGAUCCAACGCCAGAAGCGAUAAUCUACACUUGAAUUCCGGCUUGGAGCUACCAAAUAUGCCAUAUGAUUCUGGCCUGAGUGCCAUCCACAGCGGAAGUAUUGGUGGUUCUAAUGAAGGGGCCUAUUCUAUGGGAAUUGAAAUCCCAACGAUUAAACAAGAGUUCAAUGACGAUACUGGUUUGAUCAUUCCAAAGGUGAAUCAGAGUGACGGAGCUUUCGAAUUGACAAUAGAAAUGGAAAGUUCCGAAGCAAUUGCUUCCAUGGAAAAGUUGAAAUCAAAACUAGGGAAACAAGUUGAUGGUGCCGGCGAUGAUGAUGAUGAUGAUGACGACGACAUUUUCAAUGACUCGGACGACAUCAAUUCGGAUUUAGAUGACGAGUUGGAUUCUGAGAAAUCUGAUGAUGAUGAUGCAGAUCAGGAAGGUCGAAUAAUGCUUUGCCUUUAUGACAAGGUGCAAAGAGUUAAGAACAAGUGGAAGUGUAGUCUUAAGGAGGGAAUUGCUAAUAUCGAAGGUCGAGAUUUUGUAUUUCAAAGAGCAACUGGUGAGAGUGAGUGGUGA